Aureobasidium subglaciale EXF-2481 is the source of this 1035-nucleotide messenger RNA. RefSeq lists its product as uncharacterized. The record is from RefSeq and is a predicted model, not a curated record. The transcript is spliced from 2 exons. Gene Ontology annotation, cellular component: cytoplasm. Gene Ontology annotation, biological process: L-phenylalanine biosynthetic process. NCBI's taxonomy places the organism in Eukaryota, Fungi, Ascomycota, Dothideomycetes, Dothideales, Saccotheciaceae. Bases 1 to 1035 code for a protein of 344 amino acids. Gene Ontology annotation, molecular function: prephenate dehydratase activity; chorismate mutase activity.
AUGCAGUCAUGCGAGCAAAUCGCCUAUCUAGGCCCAAAAGCAUCGUAUACCCAUCAGGCAACCUUGAGUGCUUUUAAUUCGGACAACUAUACGUUCUCGCCACAAACCACAAUUGAGGAUGUCUUCAGCCAGGUACAAUCUGGAAAGGCCGAUUUUGGUGUUGUCCCGUUCGAAAACUCGACCAAUGGAUCUGUGGUCUUUACACUGGACCUUUUCGCCGAUCAAAAUGCAAAGCACCCGGAUAUCGUGGUUUGUGGUGAGCGGUAUGUUGAAGUACAUCACUGCUUACUUGGUCGUCCCGCAGCCGCUACUCAAGGACACGCAACAGGACAAACCAAGGCAGUCCCGGACGAAACAAAGAGUCCGAGCAGCUCUGGUCAUGCUACACCUAUACCCGGCAAUCCUACCCCUAGCAACUCACGUGCGGCUCCAUUGACUUCGCUCUCGCAUAUCAAGAAGCUGUACUCGCAUCCACAAGCAUGGGGUCAGUGCAAGACAUUCUUGUCAUGCUAUCUCAAAGGCGUCGAAAGACAGGAUGUCUCAUCUACAUCCCGAGCAGCAGAGCUCGUAGCAGCCGACGAAACCAACACGACAGCAGCCAUCAGCAGUGGUAUCGCUGCACAAAUGACUGGUUUGGAUUUCCUGGCUCGUGACAUAGAAGACGAAAAGGAUAACGCGACGCGCUUUUUGAUCCUGAGGAGAAGAAGCCUCGAGGACACGUCACCUUCUUUUGGCAAAGAAAACGGACAAGAGCAAGCUCAAGCGUACAAGUCGCUGCUCUCCUUUACUGUCUCUCAUACAAAUGCGGGCGCACUUGCUGAUGCAUUGGCCGUCUUCAAGACACACGGCAUCAACUUGACUAGCAUCAACCCUCGACCAAGCGGAGAGGCACCAUGGCAUUACAUGUUCUUUGUCGAGUUCUCGGGCAAACGAGGGCAGACUGCCGUCGACGAUACACUGACCGGUCUGGACAAGGUCGUCAGGUCGUGGAGGUGGUUGGGAAGUUGGGACAAUGCUCUACAACAGAAGCAAUGA